GUGAUAUGUUUUCGUAUCACAGAUACUUCAUUUCAGGCUACAACUGCAGAUGUUAAACCCAAUACUGAACCAGAUGGUAGAAACUGUAAAGCAGCGACGUGUUUCAUUGUCAUGGGCUGACUGCACCGGCCACAGAGGACAUGUUUUAAACUAGAAGAGGGAGCGCACCAUCACACAGCCAUGGGCAUUUGUUCAUCUGCUUGCAAGCUUUUGCGCAGGGUGAAGUACGUUUUCCUGAUCCUUCUGUCCCUGUCCGUGCUGGCAUGGAUUUCCAUAUUCUCAGGUGGCAGCGUGAAAUCAACACUGGUCCCGUCAGCGCCAACACAGCCUUUCAUUAAAGGAGAGGGCACUCAAGUUGUGACAAACUUGGGGACUUCAGCACCCUUUCACUUAAUUACCUCAACGCCAUUACAAGAAUGUCCUAAGGAGUCGCCACUGCUACAAGGUGCAGUGAAGCUGAACUUUCAGCCCUCCCUGAAACUGAAGGAGGUGGAGGAUGAGAACAAGCAGGUGACUGAAGGCCAGUAUCAGCCUUCCUCCUGCAGGGCCAGACAGAGUGUGGCCAUCCUCAUUCCCCAUCGCAACCGAGAGCGACACCUCCUCUACCUACUGCAUCACCUGCACCCCUUCCUACAGAGGCAACAACUCCACUAUGCCGUUUAUGUUGUACAGCAGGCCGGUGAUGCCACUUUCAACCGUGCCAAAUUACUGAAUGUGGGUUUCUUAGAGGCACUCAAAGACUACAGUUGGGACUGUUUCAUUUUCCAUGAUGUGGACCUGGUUCCUGAAAAUGAUCACAAUCUCUACAUUUGUGAUUCGCAACCCAAACACCUGGUGGUUGGCCGGAAUGCCACCGGAUACAAGCUGCAUUACAAAGGCUACUUCGGAGGAGUCACGGCGAUGAGCAGAGAGCAGUUCCGUAAAGUGAACGGAUUUUCAAACACCUACUGGGGUUGGGGUGGAGAAGACGAUGACCUUCGCAUCAGGGUGGAGUUGCAGAAAAUGAAGAUUGUGCGACCACCUGCUGCCGUAGCACGCUACACAAUGGUGUUUCACAAACGGGACAGCGGCAAUGAAGUCAACAAGGACAGGAUGAAACUGUUAAGACGAACCACACUAGUUUGGAAAAAGGACGGGUUGAACAGCUGCAAAUAUCAGACCAUGUCAGUGGAGAGAUUGCCGCUCUAUGUCAAUGUCACCGUAGAUAUUGGGAAGCCGUAGAGCUGACACUUCAAAUAAGCUCUGCUCUCUUUAAAGACAGGUGAAAAAAGUAUUACCUGACAUUGUGAGUUAGACAUCAUACAGUAUAACGCAGGCGAGUGCAGUUCACUUACGAAGACGCAGAAGUGAAAGCUCAAAUGUGUUCAAAUGUGCAAUAAAUUCACUUCGCAAUCUUAAAAGUAGUUUCUGUUUGGCAAUCCAACUGAUCAAAAAGAUGUAAGCCUCUAACAUUCUUGUUCAGCUCCGCAUAUGUCAAACAACACAUGUCCAAGGCCCCUCGUUGUGCAGUUCAAUUAUUGUCCAAAUGUUGUUUAUGCAUUCCUUUUAUUCAUUUCAAUUGUUAAGGUAUGUCGAGUUUGUGUCCAUGCUGUAUUCAGGACUGUGUAAGUUUUCAAGUACUGAAUGUGAAUCAUCAAAUUAUUUUUCUUUCUUUUUUUUCAAAGAUUGCCCUUUUUGAUCUUUCAUCUCCAUAUACUUUUCAAGUACAGAUUGCUCAACAUAUCCAUGACCAAAUGUCUGGCUGAACUCAAUGUUUGGACUCAAAACGUCAA
Messenger RNA from Syngnathoides biaculeatus (alligator pipefish), 1772 nucleotides. RefSeq names its product UDP-Gal:betaGlcNAc beta 1,4- galactosyltransferase, polypeptide 4 (gene b4galt4). NCBI's taxonomy places the organism in Eukaryota, Metazoa, Chordata, Actinopteri, Syngnathiformes, Syngnathidae. Bases 181 to 1221 code for a protein of 346 amino acids. The record is from RefSeq and is a predicted model, not a curated record. The transcript is spliced from 6 exons. Gene Ontology annotation, molecular function: glycosyltransferase activity. Gene Ontology annotation, biological process: carbohydrate metabolic process.